Molecule: messenger RNA, 5288 nt
Organism: Ornithorhynchus anatinus (platypus)
Lineage: Eukaryota; Metazoa; Chordata; Mammalia; Monotremata; Ornithorhynchidae
Gene: PIK3R5
Product: phosphoinositide-3-kinase regulatory subunit 5
Exons: 19
Coding region: 1473-4331 (952 amino acids)
Biological process (GO): positive regulation of MAP kinase activity; G protein-coupled receptor signaling pathway
Cellular component (GO): phosphatidylinositol 3-kinase complex, class IB
Molecular function (GO): 1-phosphatidylinositol-3-kinase regulator activity
Source: RefSeq, a predicted model, not a curated record
GUAAAGAACCUUUCCCAGAAUCCUUCUCUUUGACCUCCUCUUUACUACUUUGUUCCAGGAUUUUGUUGUUUGUGAUCCUGCCCUGCCAUUCAGUGUUGAGAAUAGACUGCAAGUUCAUUGUGGGCAGGGCAUUUGUCUACCAACUCUAUUUACUGUACUCUCCAAGACCUUAGUACGGUGUUUUGCUUGCUUAAUAAAUACCACUGAUUGAUUGAUUGAGUAUAACCCAUGAGGAACGCUGAUGGAACCACUCAAGGACUCACAUGCAGUGUCCUUGUAAUUUGUUCAGUCACUCUCACAAGCACUAAGCACAGUGCUCUGCAUACAGCAAGCACUCAAUCAAUGUCACUGAUUGAUGUCUGUGAGAAGUCCAGGUCUCCCAAUCAGAGAGAAGGUUGGAUAGCUCUUCCGCUCUGUAUGCUUUUAUCUUGGCCUGAAGUCUGAUGUCCCUCUGUCGCCAUACUCCGAAAGUCUCCUGCCCUUCUCCAACUCCAUGUCUAUUCUUGCAUCGUUGGUCAGUGUACUAUCCAAAUCACAAAAUUCUGUGACAGCAUUUGCUCCGAUAUACAUGGUUUCUGUGGUGCAGCCUGAAACACGACUCCGGUUUUCUUUAGACUUACGAGCCUGUAAUGCCCAGCUGAUUCUGCGAAGUGGUUUUCAGUCAUUUGCAUGUUUUCUUGGGUGUGUGCCUCUAGGGUGCAACCAUCUGCAUAUGGCAAUUCUUAUCUGAUGGUGUCUAGGAUCUUGGAUGAGUUUUCUUGAGGAGUGGAAGUGGAUUCUCAGACCUGCGUCCAGGUCUCUUGUUGCAUUUUCUGGCGUGGCUGCACAGAAUGCAUGAACCAGGACCCGGCCCUCUACUCAUCCCCUCAGUCCCCUGGCGAAGGGGCAUGGAGGAGGCUCCGACCCUCGGCUCUGACCCUCGGCUCCGACCCUCAGUUCUGACCCGGCCAGUCAGGCCGUCAUGGAGCAGUCUCACAGGCUUCACUUUUCAGGCAGUCAAAUUUACUAUGUAAGUGCCAGAGUCCAGCUUUACUUAUUUCAAAAGCCCCCAUGAGGUCUAUGAAAACUACACAGAAUACCUGGUGCUGUUCCUGGCCCAGCUCCUGAAUCUGGCACCCUGCCAAGUUUGCAUCUGCUGUGAUCUGAAGCCCCAUUGUGAUUCUGGGGGGCGGGGGAUGGACAUGUUCUCCAGUUGCUGAUCUGGGAGGACUCUAAUCACGAUCUCACCUAACGAGUUACCUCAAUAACCUCUGCGACCCAAGCGACGACUGGACAUUUCUUUCUCCGAGACUUUGGGCUGGGCCUGGUGGAGUCAUCAAGGCUGGUUCAAUGCAAAUGACUAGGAGAUAAAAAGGAGCCCUUGUAGACAAGAGAAGACACCAUGGGCACAACAUCUAGUGGCACCCCCAAGACCCAUUCCAAAGCGUGGCUGCCAGAGACCAGCGCCGAGGCAUCCCAGGCGAUGACCCACAAUGCAGCCGCAGCCCCAGCCACCGCCAACUACCUGCACCGAGGACAGGAUCCAACACGCCCUGGAGCGGUGUCUGCAUGGGCUGAGUGUUGAGCCACUCUCUUCUUCCUGGUCAGCCGGGCUCUGCCUGAACCGCUGGAGCCUGCAGGAGCUGGUGGGAAGGGAUCCAGACCACUUCCUCAUCCUUCUCGAGCAAAUCUUGCAGAAAACACGAGAGGUGCAGGAGAAAUGCUGCUAUGACCUCUUCAUUCCCCUGGCCUUGCUCUUCUACUCCACGGUGCUGAGUACCCCACACUUCCCCGAGGACUCAGACCUCCUCCUGCAGGCAGCCAGCAUCUACCAUGGUUUCCUCACCUGGCCCAUGCCCUACUCAAGCGUCUGCCGGGAGCUGCUGACUGUCAUCGAGGCUGAGCGCCGGGCACCAGGAGUCUCCUUCCAGCGGCUGGUGCGUUCCGAGCAGGGCCUGGUCGUCAACAAGCACCGGAGUUCCACCCUCACGGUCUUGCUGCUGAACCCCGUGGAGGUGCAGGAGGAGUUCCUGUGUGUGGCUCGGCAACUGAGCGCCCCUGCCUGCUCGCCCCACGGCGCCCACGUCACGCUGCUCCAGCACGUCUACCAGGCUGCGUUCGGCGCCGGCUGCGACCUGGCCGCGCUGGGGGCCGCGCUGCAGGCCAAGACUGAGACCGAGCUGGCCGAUAUCUUCGCCGACACCACCGAGGCUCAGGAGGCGGCGUCCGGCUCCGGGGACCCCGCCGAAGCCAGGCAGUGGCUGAGCCGGAGGCUGCAGGCCAUAGGGGAGAGAGCCGGCUUCCCACGGAUUGCAGAGAAGGCCCCAGCUCGGAAAUUGCGGACCAUCCCCAUGCCUGUAGCCAGAUGUUACACUUACAGCUGGAAUCAGGACAGCUUCGAGAUCCUGAAUGAGCUCCUGCUCCAGGAGGGCGAGCUGCUUCAUAUCGGGGACACCAAGGCGGAGGCCGUGGAGUCCGAGGCGGAGGCCUUGGAGGCAGAGGCGGAGGAGACGGACAGUUGCUUCCUGGAACGGGACUCCCGACUCUCCCCCGACAGCGCCGUGUCCCAGGACCUGCGGGACGCGCAAACCCGGGAGACCCCCUCGGCCCCCUGGGGCCCCCGGGAUUUCGACUCGGGGCUCUCCAGCAGGGCCCUAGCAUCCUUCGUCUCCGGCCUCUCGGACCACACGGACAGCGGCUACGUGGAGGACAGUGAUGAGAGUUCCCCGGACCGGUUAGGCGGGCUGGGGGCCCCGGGUAGGUUUGGGGACCCCGGAAGCUCCCUGCGACCCGCCCGGAGGCUCCACAGAUUCUGCAAACUCUUCAAGCGUCCGAGCCCGGGGCUGCCUUUGCGCCGGGCGGGCAGCCUUUGCAGCCCCUUACCGCCCCCGGCCCGGGCCCAGCGCUCCCUCUCGCUGCCUCAGCACGUCCUCCGGGCCCAGCUCCCGGCCCGGCAUCGGCCCGCCGUCCCGGGCUACCGGCGCCGCCCCUUCCUCAGCAGCGACGAGGACCCCAAGGGUUCGACGCUUCGGGUCGUGGUGUUCGGCUCCGACCGCAUCUCGGGGAAGGUGGCCCGAGCCUACAGCGAGCUCCGGCGCCAGGAAAGCAGCCGCCCCACCCUGACCCGGUACUUCAAGCUGCAGUUCUUCCACAUCCCAGUCAAGCGGAGCCCCCUGCCUGGCCUCCCCACCCCCACCUGCACAGACUCCUGCAGGCUCCACGGCUCCGGGGAGCUGACCCCGCCCCGGCCCGCUCUGGAGGAGAGCACCAACAACAUCUCCCACCUUCUGGGUGCGCUGGACCCUUGGUAUGGGUGCAACGUGCUGGACCUCCUGCACCUGCCGGUAGACGUCCUGUGCCAGCAGCCACGGCCGCCGGAGGUCCCCGAGCGAGCUCCGGGCGGGGCUCCGGGCCGGGCUGCGGGGCGGCUGCCCAUCCUGGCCGACGUGCUGCUCUACUACUGCCGCUUCGCCACGCGGCCCGUGCUGCUGCAGCUCUACCAGACCGAGUUGACUUUCCUCGGAGGCGAGACGAUGACGGAGAUUUUUCUCCAGUCGCUGGAGCUGGGUCAUUCUGCCGCCACCAGAGCCAUCAAAGCUUCCGGUCCGGGGAGUAAGAGGCUGGGCAUCGACGGGGACAGCGAGGCCGUCCCGCUAACACUAAAGGUCGCCUACAGCACGACUGCGGUCAGCGGGCGCAGCCGCUGGACCCACCUGGAGAAGAUUUGCACCUCGGUCAAUCUGAACAAGGCCUGUCGGAACCAGGAGGAGCUGGGCUGCACCACCGACUCUCUGACGCUGACCCUGACAGAAGUGGUGAAGCGACAAAAUUCUAAAUGCAAGAAGAAUUGCAACCAGCUCAGUACGAUGCAGGUCACAGUGGACAAGGUGCAAGUCAUCGGUUCCAGCAACUGCCCCUUUGCUGUGUGUCUCGAUCAGGAUGAGCAAAAAAUCCUGCAGAGUGUGAUCAGCUUCCCGAUUCUUUGCCACACCCUGGAGCAGGAGCUGGGCCCGGUCCGGAAUCCCCCCGCAUUCAGUGUAUCCCAUCUGGCAGCGCGACAGGACCCAGGGCUACUGUUCAGCUUGCAAGUGCUGGCAAGGGGUGGAGAGCUGGAUUGGAACCAGGCGUUUUGGACUUUGCUCCCCUCAAUUCGUUUGUGCCAGGAUUGUUUCAGGGUGCCCUCUGCCCUUCAGGCUGCUUCCCCACUCUGCGGAGAGGACAGCAGGAGCCUGGGAACGCCAAGAGAUGAGACAGUGCCAGGUAGACGUUCCCAGACACCCACACAUGCACGCACACACGCUAAGGAUGAGACAGCCUGGAUUCAGGACCAAGAAAAUGUGUGGAGGAAUUGAUUCCAGCCCUGAUGGCCUGCAUAGUGCCACUCAAACGGUCUUGCCCCCACCCGUCACGUUCCUGCUGGAGCAAUGGACACAAUAGACUAGUACUGGCAAGUGCACGGUGGGUGGGGGGAGCGGGGAGCGGGGGGAGUGUGUGGCAAAGAGAGGCUCUUCCACCCAGUGAGAUGCCUCAGGCUAGCUCCUGAGCCUGGCCUGUUGGUGACAGUUAAGUAUGGGUGCCUGUGGCCAGAUCCUGAGUUUGACUGAGACCCCUCAGUCUCCCCGCAGCCCUUGGGCAUGGUCAAGCUCAGCUAGAACUUCUGGCUCUUUCAUUUCCCGUACUGGGUGGGACUCAUCAUUUUCUCCCAGUCCCCAUGCUGGGCCAGAACACCUCAGUCUCCUUUGGUCCCCAGGCUGGGGUGGGCCGAGCUGGGCAGGGAAUGUGUCUAUUUGUCAUUAUAUCGUACUCUCCCAAGCACUUUUAGUACAGUGCUCUGCACGUAGUAAGCACUCAAUAAAUGUGGUUGAUUGAUUGAUUUUACUUGGUCUGCAGGGCUUGAGGACAGGUGGCUCCCACUCCCCUAGGCCCUCCAGUUUAAGUGGGUGAUGCUUUCCAGGAUCCUGGGGUGGGGCUGGGCUGCCAGGGUGCCAGGUCUGGCUGACCAGAUCUGGGGUGACUCCCCGCGUCAGGAAGAAGUCCACCUGGAAACCCCCACUGGGCUCAAAAAGGGUGACCGUGUCUGAGCUCUGGGCAGUGCCAGGACUCUUUAGCUCUCCUUGGCCCUGACACCACUCAUCAUCCAAGUGGGCCAAGCCACCGCUGCUGCCAUAGCAGCAACCUGGCUUUGGAAUCAAUGUCUGCUAGUGCCUGUCAGCCCCUGCUGCCAGCCCCGGAUCCAGCCUGGGUGCCUGGCAGCAAAGAGCAUCGUGAGCGGUGUCUCCCUCAGCCCUGGCCCUGGGCCCUCACCCUGC